Molecule: messenger RNA, 2546 nt
Organism: Macrobrachium nipponense
Lineage: Eukaryota; Metazoa; Arthropoda; Malacostraca; Decapoda; Palaemonidae
Exons: 4
Coding region: 1286-2209 (307 amino acids)
Source: RefSeq, a predicted model, not a curated record
CAGCUUGUCUGUUGUCCCUGUUGCUCAACCGCCCUGCUGGUGCUGCUGCUGCUGCUGGUGCCUGGGUGUUUUAUCAGACGAUUUCAGGCGCGGAAUGACUCACAGCAGUGUCGUGAAGAUGGGGUUCCUUUGGAGUACUGUCAUGUGCCCGGUGUGGAAGAGCUUCCGCCGAAGUUGAAGUUCUGGAAUGUCGCAGGAAAUUCAAAACGAAAGAGAAGUUAACCUUGGAAAUUUUAUUAGGCCUAUGUAGGCCUAUCUCUGGUUGGAAUUCUAUAGUAAAGGAUAAUAUUGACAGUGUGUUUAUCGCAGUCGACGAUAUGAUUAGGCUAUAGUAGUAGUAGUAGUAGUAGUAGUAGUAGAUGAAUUAGCCGUGCCCAGAACGCCCCCUUUUCGUUACCAUGACAACGACGAAACCAACUUUCCCCAUUGACCUGGACAGAGAGAUGUUACUGUCGGUAGAUAGUUACGCUUCUUCUUCUUCUUCGCCGUCGUCGUCCUCCUCCUCUUCCUCCUCUGACAGCGCCCUGUCCUCUCCCGACACCGAACUGUCCUCCUUCCGGUUCUCGAGUGACCUCGUUCCGCCGUAGUAGACGCCCUCGGCGACUUCGUCUUCCUAGGCCAGCGGACGCCGACACACAGCCGGACGCCGAACAAUUCCCCGGCGUCCCUCGACGUCCCCAUAGCGGCCCUCAUCGCCGUGAACGACGACUCGGCGGCGGCGACGCCCCCCACCACCACUACCACCACCACCGACAGCUGCUGCGCCGGGGUCGUGACCUCGCCGGAAACGAGCGUAACAUGGGCGGGCGGGAGGAGCAGAGGGCGUCCCUCCUAUAUUACCCACACGCCCACGUCGCGUAGCCGGGACUACUGCAGGUGGAGCGGGAAUGGCGUCGUCGCAGGGAAGGAAGGAGCCCCUCCUGCUGCCGCCCACGACGGAGGAGAACGACCAACGGAACAGGGGCGUUGCCCCGCGGGCAUUUUGCUUCCAACCUUGGCACCGUCUGCUCCUCCUCCUCCUCGUUGUGGUGGCACCGCUUUCGAGCCGUCAGUUCCUGCUGCAACGCUGACGGGUACGCGCGGCGUCGUCAGCAGUGCCAACUCCACGGCCGUCAUUCGGCAGUCGUCUUCCUUCGGGACGGGAGGAACGCCCUCUAGAGACGCCACGUCGUCUCCAUCACCCUCGAAGGAGCCCGCGGUGCUCAAUAGGGCUUGCGCCAGUGAUAUCAAAAGCCCAAAGGUCUGUGGUUAUUCCGAAGAAGAGCUUCAAAGACUCCAGAGCAGAAUGUGUAAUAACAAAGAGAAGAAAGAGAGUGAGGGGGGCGGUCGCCCCUCCUCCACCAGUAGUACCCAAAGUGUUUGCUCGCAGCCGUGCGCUGAAAAGUAUAACAGGCUAGCCAAGGAUCUCGGAGAAACGAAGGAUAAAUUGUUGUCCCUGGCUCUGCAGGUGGAAGAACAGGCCUCGCACAUCGCCAAACUCACGGAGGAGAACAAGCGCUACAUCCUGGAGAACGGCCGCAUGAAGAAGAAGAACAGCCACCGCUCUCCGCUGGGCGCCGCCAUGAACGAUGCCUCCUCCUACGGGCACGUCUUCCCCGCCGACACCACCGAGCUGGAAGACAAGAUCAUGGCGCUGCAACUGCAGAACAGCGAACUCAACGUGUGUCUGGAGCGCGAGAAGAGGCUCAGAAAAGAGGCCGAGUCUCGCCUCCACCGGGAUAUGGGAUACAUCAAGAGACUCGAGGACAGUGUCCAGACCCUAAGAGGCACUCGAGUCAUCAUGGACCCCAGCACUUACCGGCAGGUAGCGGAAGCAUACAUGGCCGCUAAGCGCACGCCCACCAGACGCCCUCACACCCAUAACGGCGUGCCUGGUUCGGACUUAGUCUGUGACGCCACCCGGAAUAACGUAUCGGACUCCCGCCAGAGGUUCUCCCACCCGGCACUCCACCACACCUCAAGCUGCCCCUCGGCGAAUUCCGUGACCGCGCCGACGUCGAACAGCGUGUACUCGAGCAUCGAGUACCCAGAAGUCACCAACGCCCCCAACAAGCCCAACAAGACGAAGAGGGAGCGCGGUGUGGCCCCCAACCAGGAUCUCGACAGAGGAUACGGGGUCGGAACCAACACCAUGAAUCCUUGGGACUACCAGCAACUCCUCGAGAGCCUGGAGGACUUGGAAGGCAGCAGCAGGGGCGCCUUGUCCUGAGAGAGCCCCUGCACUCCCAAGACAAGGGCUCUGCGAGACUUACCAUAUCCUUCUUUAUGCUGGAAGGCAUCAAGAUGAUACUCAUUGCCUACCGGGAUGCCGCUAGGUGGUCACUGGCCGCCUCUUCACUUCGGGUGACCGAGUGGCGACUGAGCCCCCCCUACCCCCACGAGGGGGCUGGGAGGUGAUAAGGUGUUAGAUGGAGUCUGGAGAUCUCUUGACAAAGACUUUUCCGAGGCCUGUGGAAAUUUCGGAGGUGGGUGCGAAGGUCGAAAACAAAGAGUUUGGCGUCGUUUAAGCUUGACCUUGUCCUCCGCCGCCGCUGCUGCGCUGCAUU